Molecule: messenger RNA, 1276 nt
Organism: Lutzomyia longipalpis
Lineage: Eukaryota; Metazoa; Arthropoda; Insecta; Diptera; Psychodidae
Product: UPF0415 protein C7orf25 homolog
Exons: 2
Coding region: 23-1159 (378 amino acids)
Source: RefSeq, a predicted model, not a curated record
AAGUUGAGAAAACUGUGAGAAAAUGGACCAGGAAAAAUCACCAGAGGAACUGAAGCAGCUCGUAGAGGAAAAAGUGACUCUGGGGGAGUCACUGAUUGAGAAACUAUCAACUCUGAAGCAUGUCAAUGGCGCAGCUCGGCUGGAGAAGAAAAUAAAUCAGGAGAUGAACUUCCUCACAACAAACCUGAGAAACUCCACAAUAAUUGAGAAUCACAUCCUGUGUUCCAAUCUUGUUCAUUUUGAGGUUGUUGUGGGAGUUUUGACCACAUGCAGAGCACCGAAGCACAUUGAUUGCUCCCUCCAGUCCGAAAGCAGAAGAACUCCUCUCCGGGUGGACAUUGUAUGUGACGAUGGGGCGUCUUGGGUUAAAAUAAUUGCCAGGAAGAGCAAAUCCAUCAAAGCAGCUGUCUCAGGAGACACUAAAUACGGCUCCAAGAAUAUUCUGGAUCAUGCAGAUGAAUUUAUCGAAGUUGCUUCGCAGAAUCCCAUCAAUUUCCGCACUCCAAAAAUUUACUUCGUCUCCCUGAAUCCUCUAGAUGAGAAUUUAGUCUCACAACUUGAGCAAAAGGGGAUCACUGUGAAGAUUUUCACUCCAGGAAUGGAAUUAUCAACAGAAUCAGCAGAGAACAAUCUUCACAAAGUCCUCAAUCUGGAUAUUACGACUCUCCUGGCGUAUGUUAGUUCCCUGACAAAUGGAAGCUGUGAUUGGGAAUAUGAGGAACCAAUCCUCACAGAGCAAGCCCGUUCUGAACAACGCUGCCCCCUGAAAGCCACUCUCGAUGGGAUUUUUGCUGGAAAACGUCUGAUUUGCUGCAAGACUGCUGAAAAAUCUUUUCUGGACAUUGUCUCCCUGCUAGGUGGGCCAGAAGAGAAAUAUCGCACUGAAGAGCUCAUGAGGAGAAUUGAAAUACUCCCAGAUGUAACAGAAAUCCCAGAAAUUCUGAGAAAUGUGAAGAUUAGAGGGAAAAUCAAACAAAGAAGUUUCCAAAUCUUUGCAUUUGGGAUUUUUCACGCAGCUCUCACUGUUACAUCCAAUGAAGGAUUCAUCCGGGCUGUAAAGACUCAGGAGGGCAUUGACGUGCCAGUAUUUGUCCACGAAGCUCGUGCCCUGACGGAAAUGAAGGAGAAAACAGCCAAAAAAGUUGAGAGAUUUUCAUAAUUUUCUGGAGAUAUUCAAAUUUUGGAGGGAAGGUGAUUGGAAGUCACUGGAAAGACUGGAAAAAGUUCCAGCGAUUUCCCGUAAAUAAAAGAAAUAAAAAGUGAUUUUUUUUGGAAA